Lepidothrix coronata (blue-crowned manakin) is the source of this 1545-nucleotide messenger RNA. RefSeq names its product LIM domain and actin-binding protein 1-like. The record is from RefSeq and is a predicted model, not a curated record. Gene Ontology annotation, cellular component: actin cytoskeleton; plasma membrane. Gene Ontology annotation, molecular function: actin filament binding. NCBI's taxonomy places the organism in Eukaryota, Metazoa, Chordata, Aves, Passeriformes, Pipridae. The transcript has a single exon. The annotation marks the transcript as partial. Gene Ontology annotation, biological process: actin filament bundle assembly.
ACUCUGUUUCCCCCCCCCAGCCUCGGGACGUACGCGUCGCUGCGGGGGAACAUCUACUGCAAACCCCACUUCAGCCAGCUCUUCAAAUCCAAGGGCAACUACGACGAGGGCUUCGGGCACAAACAGCACAAGGAGCUGUGGGCGGGCAAAGCGGAGGGUGAGGAAUCCCCGGAGAAAACCCCGCCCGGGGCGAACGCGACGGAAGCCCCGCAGAGCCCCGGGGUGGAGGACGCCCCGAUUGCGAAGGUCGGGGUCCUGGCAGCGACUAUGGAGGCAAAAGCUUCGGCUGUGCCCGAAAGGGAAGAGCGACCGGCGGAAACCAAGAAGCUCCGGAUCGCCUGGCCCCCUCCCUCCGACCAGAGCGUCCAAGGAAGUGCCUUAGAGGAGGGCAUCAAGGUGCUCAAACCCAAGUGGCCCCCGGAGGAGGAGGUUUCCAGGCCGGACGUGCAGGAGGAGGUGGACCUGGACCUCAAGAAGCUGAGGAGAUCCUCCUCGCUGAAGGAGCGGAGUCGCCCCUUCACGGUGGCGGCCUCGUUCAGAACAGUGUCCGUGAGGGGCCACAGGGCAGAGAACUCGCCCUCUCCUCCCAAAGCUGAGAGGGACACGCGGAGGAAGGGGGAGGAACUGGAGAGAGAGGAGAAAAAGCAAAAGGAGAAGGCGGCUGAGCACAGGAACACCCAGAAGGAGGAGAAGGACGUGGAGGAGGAGCGGGAGCUGUGCGGUGUCAGGACGGCAGAGCUCGGCGUCGUGGAGAACGGGCAGGGGGGCCUGGAGACAGACGAGGAGGAGGAGGAACACGCGGCGGGAGAGCCGGAGGUCCCAGGGGAAGAGCUCCCGGAGCCGAAUUCUCCCAAACGUUCCAGCCUGGCCCACGUGGUGACUGCCAAGGAGUCCUCCCCGAGCCAGCACCGCAAAUCCCAGGACGUGGGUUUCUGGGAGGGCGACGACGUGGAGGAUCUGUCCGUGGAGGAGCAGAUCAAAAGGAACCGUUACUAUGAAGACGAUGACGACGACGAUGAAGAAUAAAUUGGCCUUUUUUCACUAGGAAACUUGCUGCAAGGUGCUGGGCCUUUUUGGAAAUGGGUAUUUUUUUUUUUUUUUAGCUUUAACAGACAGCUCUCCUCCACGAAGCGAUGCCACACUGCACGUCAAGGGAAUCCACGUCCAAAUCAUCUCAGCUGGGAAGCUCUGGAAGCCUGCAAAGGGUCUCUUUGGGUGCAUGGGAACGAGGGUCUGCGGGGCAGCAGCAGCAGCAGGGAGUGUCUGCCCACGGGCUGUCCUGCGCUCGUCUCAUCCCUUUGGGCUCAAAUUCCACUAACAAACAACUCCUGGAAUUCCACCAGCGACCCCUGGAACUCCGCUGGGGUGGAACACGCCACUUGUACCACUACAAAUGCUACUGCAGUGCUUAGGGACCAACUUCAAAGGGACUUUCUGGCCUGCUUUAAAAACGGUCACUUAAUGCACUUUAAUACGUGGAAAGGGGCACAACUGGGCUUUUAUAUAAUUUUUUUUCUUUUUUUUUUUUAAUAAUAAUAAUAAUAA